AUGCAAAACACACCCAUACCCACCACCCACACCUAUCACGCACACCGCCACCCUAGCUACCUACGCGCCCUCCUCAACGCCUCACCCGCUCGCGUCCUGCCCAUGCGCCCAACAAAAAAAAAGAGUGACACAGACGUUUCCCUUCCUUCAGUCCCGUACCCUCCCCCCCCCGUUACGUCACUAUCACAUCUCUCUCUCCCCUUUUUCCCCGAAAAAAAAGUGACUUCAAAACAUAAACAAAGCAAUGCAAAAGAAAAGUUGCAUACUUAUCCGAGUAAAAAAAACAAAUACAAGAAAAAAGCUUACUUCAACUGUACCUGGUGA
Bipolaris oryzae ATCC 44560 is the source of this 324-nucleotide messenger RNA. RefSeq lists its product as uncharacterized. Lineage: Eukaryota; Fungi; Ascomycota; Dothideomycetes; Pleosporales; Pleosporaceae. The record is from RefSeq and is a predicted model, not a curated record. Bases 1 to 324 code for a protein of 107 amino acids. The transcript has a single exon.